Molecule: messenger RNA, 3357 nt
Organism: Abrus precatorius (Indian licorice)
Lineage: Eukaryota; Viridiplantae; Streptophyta; Magnoliopsida; Fabales; Fabaceae
Product: U-box domain-containing protein 44-like
Exons: 3
Coding region: 638-3178 (846 amino acids)
Molecular function (GO): protein binding
Source: RefSeq, a predicted model, not a curated record
AAACCACAAAAACACACACAUCCUUCGUACAAGUCCACGUAGAGAGAGAAAGAGAGUGCAUCUGCAUCAGGCUUUGACUUCGUCUUCUAUUGUUCCUUCACUAUGUUUCACUUACUUGUUGGAAGCACAACGUGACCAUGACGAGCAAAGCAAAGAAACCAUAUGAAAGCACCUUAUUAUAUUUAAUGGGUCACAGCCGUCUGAUGGUGACCCUCAAGACAUCUUUUGCUUACUAUAUUCCAAACCAAACAUAAGAAAAGCAAAACAAUUCCACACCUUGUUUUACCCUUCUUAUGCUUCAAGGCCAAUAACAAGAAGAAAGUGGGUAGUGGGGUGGUGUUGUUAUUUACACCUUGUUAUCUGAAAAUUGCUCAACUUUGAACAUGUUGGUCUGAGGUGAAACAGUCAAAUUCUCUGUUUUAUUAAGUCAUCCUUGCAUUUUCUCUGCAGGUUCAAGCAUUUUUCACCCUCCCUUCUUUUUAUUUUGCUAUGCUUGAUUAUUCUAGUAUAUAUAUGUUAAUUAUGUGAAUUUUGUUUUUGUUUUUGUUUUCGUUUUUAAUUUCUUGCUGGCACUUUUCUCUAGUUGUCUAUUGUUGUUGUCCAAUUCAGGAUCUUAAGUUUCUAUAACGGGUAAGUGAUGAGUGGUUUUUCCUUUGUCUUCACAAGCACAGUUUUCAAAGACAAGAUGGAAAACAAGGAAAGGGGAAAUUUUUCUGAAUUGUUGUCAGAGCUGAUAGUUUUGGCUGAUGAGGUUGCUUCUCUUGCUAAGAACUCUGAAAUUGAGGUAGAUAUUUUUGCUGAGUUUGCCAUGUUGGUUGAGAAAUUCCCACCAAUUUUCAAUGAUUUGAGGGACAAAAGCACAGUCUUGGACAAGCCACCUAUAAGAAAAUCGUUGGAAUCUCUUGAAAAUGAGUUAAGGCGUGCCAAAGCUUUGACAAAAAGUACCAAUUUGAGACAACCAAUCAAGCAAACUGAGGACAUAACACAUGAUAUCGGUCGGUCAUUAGGCCUUCUGCUUGUAGCUAGCCUUGAAGUGUCUGCGGAUUUCAGAGAAAAGAUUGGUACAUUACAAAGACAAUUGAUGAAUGCUAAAUUUGAUGGAAAUUUAAGCCAAACUUCAAGCCCAAAAUCAGAGUUAACCAGCACUGACACAAAGCUGACGGGGGAAAUAGAAGAGGAAAUAAUCGAUGUUUCUAUUGAUGAUGUUGUUUUGCAGCUUAAGAAUGGAAAUGAUGAAGAGUUUGCAAUUGCACUUUUGAGACUAAAGGAGUUCUUGAGGAAUGAAAGACUGGAUGGUGGUUUGAUUAAUGAGGAAGCAAUUAUUGCCAUUCUUUUCAAUCGUCUAGGUUCAUGUAAGGCUGACAAUAGGCUUGCCAUCAUGCGAUUGCUAAGAAGUUUUGCUUUUGGAAAUGAUGAGAAAAAGGAGAAGAUGGUAGAUAUUGAGUUUUUAUCAGCAGUGGUGAAGUCAUUGACAAGAGAUUCAGAAGAGAGAAGGGAAGCAGUGGGGCUGUUGCUAGACCUCUCUGACAUUUCUGCAGUUCGACGGCGUAUUGGAAGAAUUCAAGGGUGUAUUGUUAUGUUAGUUGCAAUCCUUAAUGGCGAUGACCCUGUGGCUUCACAUGAUGCAGCAAAGUUAUUGGAUAUAUUGUCUAGUAAUACUCAAAAUGCACUUCAUAUGGCUGAAGCUGGCUACUUUAGGCCACUAGUGCACUAUUUGAAGGAAGGGCCUGACAUGAACAAGAUCCUAAUGGCAACAGCACUUUCUAGGUUGGAGCUCACUGAUCACAGCAAACUGUCCCUUGGAGAAGAUGGGGCAAUUGAGCCCCUUGUCAGUAUGUUUAGUACUGGAAAAUUUGAGUCCAAGUUAUCAGCACUAAAUGCACUACAAAAUCUGUCUAGCUUGACAGAAAAUGUGCAACAUUUGAUCAGAUCUGGAAUUGCUGGAUCUCUGCUACAACUUCUUUUCUCAGUAACAUCUGUGCUUAUGACUUUACGAGAGCCUGCAUCAGCUAUUCUCGCAAGAAUCGCUCAGUCGGAAUCCAUUCUUGUUAAUGAAGAUGUGGCUCAACAGAUGCUUUCACUUUUGAACCUAUCUAGCCCCAUAAUUCAAGGUCAUCUGUUAGAAGCUCUAAAUAACAUAGCUGCACAUCCUGGUGCAUCCAAAGUGAGAAGCAAAAUGAAAGAAAAAGGUGCACUUCAGCUACUCUUACCCUUUCUGAAGGAAAACAAUAUCAAAAUCCGGAGUAAGGUAUUACAUUUGCUGUACACCCUCUCUAAAGAUCUAACAGAUGAGUUGACUGAACAUCUUGAUGAAACUCAUCUUUACAACAUUGUUGAUAUAGUUUCAUCAUCAACAUCGAAGAUUGAACAAGCAGCUGCAGUUGGCAUACUGAGUAAUCUUCCUGCUAGUGAUAAAAAAGUGACAGAUAUACUAAAGAGGGCAAAUUUGCUGCCAAUUUUAAUAACCAUUAUGAAUUCUGUCACAGGAAGUAAUUCAUCAACAACUAAUAGCUUAGCAGAUAGUAUAGCAAGUGUUAUUAUACGCUUCACAAAUCCCUCCGACAAGAAAUUACAACUUCUUUCAGCAGAGCAUGGUGUGAUUUCUUUGCUAGUAAAACUGCUCUCAAGUGGUUCAGCAAUCACAAAAUCGAAGGCUGCAAUCUCGCUGGCUCAACUAUCGCAGAAUUCUGUGUCUCUUAGGAAGUCUAGAAAGUCAAGGUGGUUGUGUGUUUCACCCUCCGUGAAUGCAUAUUGUGAAGUCCAUGAUGGAUAUUGCUUUGUAAACAGAACAUUUUGUUUGGUCAAGGCUGGUGCUGUUUCUCCCCUUAUACAAUUAUUGGAAGAUCCGGGGAGAGAAGUAGUUGAAGCUGCUUUGUAUGCUCUCUCAACUCUUCUGCAAGAUGAAAUUUGGGAAGGUGGUGUCAAUUGCAUUGCCAAGUUGUCAGGUGUGCAGGGUAUUAUAAGAAGUCUUCAAGUUGUGGAUGCAAAGGUUCAAGAAAAAGCAUUAUGGAUGUUGGAGAGAAUAUUCAAGUUUGCAGAACAUAGAGUAAAAUAUGGAGAAUCUGCUCAGGUGGUUCUUAUUGAUCUGGCCCAGAAGAGUGAUUCUAGAUUGAAAUCAACAGUUGCCAAAGUAUUAGCUGAGCUGGAGUUGUUGCAAGCUCAAUCAAGUUACUUUUGAAACAUGCCUUUCUUUAUGAGCAAUGCUGUGGCAGUGAUUUUGUUUUGAUCUCAAUUCAUUUAUAUUAUUUUGGUGUACAUGCUUGUAUUUUAUCUUAUUUUGGAUGAACCACAUAGUGCCAUUUGUUAGAGUAAAAGAUAGUAAAAAUUGUUUGGUAAUGUAUCAAGGUUGAUUCUUUC